Molecule: messenger RNA, 3794 nt
Organism: Entelurus aequoreus (snake pipefish)
Lineage: Eukaryota; Metazoa; Chordata; Actinopteri; Syngnathiformes; Syngnathidae
Gene: usp49
Product: ubiquitin specific peptidase 49
Exons: 7
Coding region: 380-2386 (668 amino acids)
Biological process (GO): protein deubiquitination
Cellular component (GO): cytoplasm
Molecular function (GO): zinc ion binding; cysteine-type deubiquitinase activity
Source: RefSeq, a predicted model, not a curated record
GGACGGACUGUGGGUCCAUCCUGCUGCCUGUUGUUCCGCCACUCGGCCAAUGGGAGGCCGGCUGUCGAUCAUCUUCGGUCCAAUCAGAGCAGGAGAUUCCGGGCUCCCAUCGCGAGUUGGGUUGUUCAAUCUGGGAGUGAGGAGGACAACAAGCAGUUUUCCCCCUUCUGGUGUGCGGGAUGGAUGCGUUGCGGCGAUGAAUGUUCCAGUAGAUGUUGAUGAUAGUGGAUAUGGCUGAAAGCCCCAAGAGUUGCUGUUCUCGUCGAACUUAAUGAUGUUUUUCCAAAAAUCUGAUCAAGGCAACAAUUCGUACAAAUGACUUGCUGCCCGGCUAGAGGACGUGCGUCCCACCACUGAGGGCACAUGUGCAUGUGGAGAGAUGGAUCGCUGUAAGCAUGUGGUGCGCCUUCGCCUGGGCCACAACCACUCCAUCCUCAAUCCGCAGAAAUGGCACUGCGUGGACUGCAGCACCACCGAUUCGGUGUGGGCCUGCCUCAAGUGCUCCUACGUUGCCUGUGGACGCUUCAUGGAGGAGCACUCCCUCAAACACUUUCAGGAGUCCCACCACCCGCUGGCCAUGGAGGUGCGCGAGCUGGACGUCUUCUGCUUUGCCUGUGGAGACUAUGUACUCAACGACAACGCGGAGGGAGACCUCAAGCUCCUCCGGGGGGCCCUCUCAACUGUCCGGAGCCCGGGCAGGCGCUCGCUGCGCUCCUCGGCUUGGGGGGCGUGCACCCACCGCCCUGGGGAAAGCGCCCCGCAGCCUCCCAUGCAACUGGCCUUGCGCCACAGGAGAAAGAGCCUCCUGGCAAAGAUGCUUCAGCGGUGGAUGAGCAAAUAUCGGGAGCUGCAGAACGAACGCAAAGAGAAGCUGGAGGAGGUGAAAAGACAGAAAAAGGAGGUGAAAAGGAGACUCAUGGAAGAGCUGGGCAGUGUCCCCCCUAGGAAGAGUGCAAGGCUUCUUACUCAGGCGCCACGUUCAACCAUCACGCUCAUUCCUUGCAAGUUCCGUGACCCUCCGGAACGCCUGCCUCCCCCUCCUCCGAAGAAGCCUUCCCUCCUCGCCUUGUCAAGAAAGGCCCCUCCCAACGGCAGAGCUGCUAAAUUGAGGCGGUACUACGCGGCUCACUCGGCGACUCGCCGUCGACUCGCUCCGGGGGUCACCGGUCUGCGCAACCUGGGGAACACGUGCUAUAUGAACUCCAUCUUGCAAGUGCUGAGUCACCUGCAGAAAUUCAGGGAGUGUUUUCUCACUUUGGACCUGUGCGAGACAGAGGAGCUGCUAGCCAAGACUAACCACUCGCAGGGGAUGAAGCCAGCGCCGGGAAGUGUUGUCAGCACCGGUAAGGCAGAGCUGACCUCAAGUCCGCUGGGAAAUGUGACAAUGGGCAACAAGGAGAGCGCUCCGCCGCCUCCUCAGGCUGCAGAGUUGGUUCAGCCCAAGGAGCCUCGCUGCUCCACCCGCCAGCAGAUGUCUCUGUGCCAUGAGUUGCAUACGCUUUUCAGGGUCAUGUGGUCGGGCCGCUGGUCGUUGGUGUCCCCGUUCGCCAUGCUGCACUCGGUUUGGAACCUCAUCCCAGCAUUCCGGGGCUACGACCAGCAGGACGCCCAGGAGUUCCUGUGCGAGCUGCUGGAUAAGGUGCAGCAAGAGCUGGACACGGAGGGCUCCAAGCGCAGGAUAGUCAUCCCCAUCACCAAGAGGAAGCUCUCCAAACAAGUGCUGAAGGUUCUUAACACCAUCUUUCACGGGCAGCUACUCAGCCAGGUGACGUGUCUGUCCUGCAAGCACAAGUCCAACACAGUCGAGCCAUUCUGGGACCUGUCCCUGGAGUUCCCCGAGCGCUACCACAGCGUAAACAAAGGCUCCACGGCCUACCAGCGUAGCUGCACCCUAACCGAAAUGCUGUCCAAGUUUACUGAGACGGAAGCGCUCGAAGGCAGCAUUUAUGCCUGCAACCACUGCAACAAAAGAAGACGGAAAACCUCCCACAAGCCUUUAGUUCUUUCAGAAGCCCAUAAGCAGCUUCUGAUCUACCGCUUACCUCAGGUUCUACGGCUGCACCUCAAGCGCUUCAGGUGGUCGGGGCGGAACCAUCGGGAGAAAAUCGGCGUCCACGUGGCCUUUGACCAGGUUCUAAACAUUAGACCCUACUGCUGCACGGGCUCGGGUCACUCGGUCCACAGGGGCGGGUACACCUAUGACCUGUCGGCCGUGGUCAUGCAUCACGGGAAAGGCUUCGGCUCAGGGCACUACACCGCAUACUGCUACAACACAGAAGGAGGUUUCUGGGUCCACUGCAACGACUCAGAGAUGAAGGUUUGCAGCGUGGAGGAAGUGUGCAACACUCAGGCCUACAUUCUCUUCUAUACCCAGAGGUCCGCUUAGGCGCCUCUUGCUGUGACGUGCACCUGGACCUGCUGAGCCUCGCCCGAGGAGACGAUCUUCACACCUGGAGACGAUAGCGAGUCGAGCGGAGGCCUCCGCCAAGGUUGAUCAGUUGGAAGUAAGAGUGGAGCAGGAUGAGUAAAACCCUCCAUUUCAUCACGCUUUUUAUCAAUUGACCUCACGAGGUUCAACUUGGAUGUACUUUAAAGUAGUCAGUUUACAGCAGUAGCUCUAACACACAUACUUUAAUGUGUAGAUAUCUGGCAACACAAGUGAACAUGUUCCAAUAGUGUGAAUAUUUAGUGUAACCAUUAUUUAAAUCUGCUUUAAUCCUGUUGGAUGUGGAGUUGAUCAGAACAUCUAUCUGCAAUCUUCUUCCACUCCUCCAUGAUAACAUCACUGCUGGAACUGAAUGUUGCACACAUUUGUACUCCUUCACCUUCCUUCCUUCCUUCCUUCUUUCCUUCCUUCCUUCCUUCCUUCCUGCCUCCCUUCCUUCCUGCCUUCCUUCCUUCCUUCCUUCUUUCUUUCCUCAGUGCUCAGUUAUGUUCAGGAGACAUGCUUGUCCACUUCAUCCCCUUCACUUUCUUCAACAAGACACUGGUCAUCUUGGAGGUGUGUUUCAACUCUAUGUCCUGGUAAAAAAAAGAGCUACUUUUUCAGGUCCACAGUGGCACAGUGCAUGUUGAAAUUCACGUUUCUCUGCAAUGGACCACAGCUCCUCAAUGCCAGCAGCACUCAUGCAGCCCCACACCAUACUUUACUGUUGGUAAACAUAAAGAUCUUCCUACUUGCUGGUGUUGCCAGCUAUUUAGACAAUAAUGUGUGUGUGUUGACUCAUUUUCCAGUGGAUAGUAAAGCUAGACUUUGUUAUCGUAGGACCAAAUUUUGCGCGUAACAAAGAAGUUCCUUUUCGUGCGUACGUUCUGUGCAAUGAAGUGUCCAAACAAAGAAUUUUAUGCGUUAAUGACUCACUCUGUGUGCUUUUUUUGGUUUAGUACCUAGUGCAAAAUAAGCCAUCAGGGCGCCAAAGAAAGUUGCGAGUGCCAGCACUUUGAUAAAGAAGGUGAAAAACACCAUUGAAUUCAAGAAAAAAUGUGUAGCAAAGUACAAAAAGUACCUCUCAUUUAUCCAUUUAACUUGUUGUUUUCUACUUGUGAAACUUUAAUUAUUCUCUCUAAAAUGUUGUUUUGUUUUCAUAUUUUUGGGUCUAUCUUUGGAUCUACUUGAUUUCUUAUGAGGAGAAUUUGUUUUGUUUUGUUCGGACCCUUUGGAACAUAUUGCUACAUCAAAUGGAGGUACCACGGUACUGCUAAACAAGCUGUAUGCUGACUACUUUAAAUUGUAGUGACUCUACUGGGUUCUUGUAUGAUGACUCGAUGAAUAAAAAUAAUGUGGGAUGUGUUAA